CAGCUGUAUUGACAUCUGUGUGACGAGGAGUCGCGAGAAGGCUGAGGAGACUCGAAGGAUCCACCUUUCCAUUCUGAGCUUAGUGUGUUGGGGGCCAAAACAGAGUCCUGCCAGAGGCUCGACAGUACUGCAAUGGUUAUUUGAUUCCUUCUGUCUCUAGACCUAGUAUAUUGCGGCGAUUUCACGGGAGUUUGCAUACAUUGUGUGGAAGCUCAUAUCAGCAAGGUAGCGUGAAGAGUGUCUCACGUCUCCACGUUUACAUAGAGUAGGCAAAACUCUUAGUCCGUUUACUCUAUACGAGUCCUAAGACCAGAAAAGGCUCAAUGGAGAUUAUAGGAUGAUAUCCUCAGUCUGUAACUUUUUUACUAUAAGCAAAUCAGACGGGCUUUUUGCACAACAUGGAUACUUCACGCGCCAACAGAACCGUCGUGGUAGUUGGUGGUGGAGGCACGAUUGGAUCGAGCACGGCGCUGCAUCUCGUCCGUUCUGGCUACACACCAUCGAACAUCACAGUCAUCGACACAUACCCCAUUCCGUCAUCACAGUCUGCCGGUAAUGACUUGAACAAGAUCAUGGGCGUUCGCUUGCGGAACCCUGUGGAUCUGCAGCUAAGUCUUGAAGCGAGACAGAUGUGGAACGAGGACGAUCUGUUCAAGAGCUUCUUCCACAACACUGGCAGACUCGACUGUGCGCAUGGCGAGAAAGGCAUUGCGGGGCUCCGGCAAGCGUACCAGGCCCUGCUGGACGCAAAUGCUGGUCUCGAAGAAACAAACCACUGGCUCGACUCGGAAGACGCGAUUCUUUCAAAGGUUCCCCUCCUAGACCGUUCCCAGAUCCAGGGCUGGAGAGCCGUAUUCAGCGAAGACGGUGGGUGGCUCGCAGCAGCCAAAGCCAUUACCGCCAUCGGCGAGCUUUUGCUACAUGCCGGCGUGAGAUUCGGUUUCGGUGGCGCGGGCUCCUUUAAGCAGCCGCUCCUCGUAGAGGGGACAUGUAUCGGCGUUGAAACCACCGACGGUACGAAAUACUACGCCGACAAAGUGAUACUCGCAGCCGGGGCGUGGAGUCCCGCUCUCGUUGAUCUGCAAGAUCAGUGCGUCUCUAAAGCGUGGGUGUACGCGCACAUGCAGCUCACGGCGCACGAGGCUGCCGAGUACAAAGGCUGCCCGGUUGUGUACCACAGCGACUAUGGGUUCUUCUUUGAGCCGGACGAGUAUGGUGUCAUCAAGGUGUGCGACGAGUUUCCGGGCUUCACGCGUCUCAAAGAGCAUCGGCCUUUUGGUGCUGACGAGGCGAGACGAAUCUCAGUGCCGAGAUCGAAGGCGAAGCACCCUACAGAUACGUACCCUGAUGCAUCGGAAGUCAGUAUUCGGACGGCUGUUGCCACGUUCUUGCCCAAGUUUGAGGGGAAGGAACUGUUUAACAAAAGUAUGUGCUGGUGUAGCGAUACUGCGGACGCUGCAUUGUUGAUCUGCGAACAUCCCGAGUGGAAGAACUUCAUUCUUGCUACUGGCGACAGCGGCCACUCCUUCAAGCUCUUACCGAACAUCGGUAAGCACGUGGUUGAACUGCUUGAAGGCACGCUGGCCAAAGAUUUAGCUCAGGCAUGGCGGUGGCGGCCUGGAACUGGCGAUGCAUUGAAGUCUAGGAGAGCAGCACCCGCAAAGGAUCUGGCAGAUAUGUCUGGGUGGAAACAUGAUGACGUGCAGAAACACAGCUGUAGUCAAACAUCUGUAUAGAAUUGCGGUCGGGGUAUCGACCUACGCUCAAGAACAGUAUCGCGAAUCAUGAUUGUAGCGUACACAUUAUCAUUAGUCGUCCCGCGAUGGAACACCCUUCACAUCGUCGUCUCCUUUUCCAUCUCGAGUGACAGCGGCUCUGUCCACCCACCCUUCGCCCCUCAGUACACCCAAGCCCUUCCGUGCUACACCACUGCUCACAGACCGCGGUGAGAUCUCGUACAGCACGUUGACUGUAGCCAAGCUUAGCACGAACAGCAGCACGUCCCCGUUAGCAAUUCCACGCCACCAACCUCUCUUGGCGCCAACCUUCCACGCCGAAUCAAUGGACAUACGCGUGCAGUACAGGAAGUUUCCUCGACCGCCCUUGCGCUCUAGGAACGCCCAGAGGCCACCGA
Molecule: messenger RNA, 2134 nt
Organism: Boeremia exigua
Lineage: Eukaryota; Fungi; Ascomycota; Dothideomycetes; Pleosporales; Didymellaceae
Product: fructosyl amino acid oxidase
Exons: 2
Coding region: 399-1736 (445 amino acids)
Molecular function (GO): sarcosine oxidase activity; saccharopine oxidase activity; flavin adenine dinucleotide binding
Source: RefSeq, a predicted model, not a curated record